UAUCCUCUUCCUCCUCCAUCCCUCUCUCUAUCCCACCCUGGCUGCAGCUGCCCCCCUGUCCUCCCCUCCUCCUUCCAUCAGUCCUGGAAGACUCGGACAAGCUCUGGGCCAUGAAGACAGGCAUCUGGCUGCUAGCUCUUGUGGUGCCCCUGCUACCCCUCCUGUGCCAGGCUCAGUACACUGAGGAGCAGAGGUCUUGUGAUGGGGCGUUCGAUCUGUACUUCGUCCUGGACAAAUCUGGCAGCGUCAAAAACCACUGGCAUGAGAUUUUCUCCUUUGUGGAAAGUCUUACGGAAAAAUUUACAAGUCCCAUGCUGAGGAUGUCAUUCAUUGUCUUCUCCUCUCGAGCAACAACUAUUAUGAAAUUAACAGAAAAAAGGGAAAUGAUCCGCGAAGGCUUGAAGAUUCUUCGAUCUGAGGUGCCUGGAGGUGAUACAUUUAUGCAUGAAGGGUUUAAAAGGGCCAAUGAACAGAUCAAUCAUGAGAACAGUGAUGGUGCUCGGGCAGCCAGUGUCAUAAUAGCCCUAACUGAUGGAGAACUUCAGCAAAAUCAGUUCUACUAUGCAGAAAAAGAGGCUGAAAGAGCACGUGGCUUGGGUGCUAUUGUUUAUUGUGUCGGAGUGAAAGACUUUAAUGAAACUCAACUUGCAACAAUUGCAGACAGCAUCGAUCACGUGUUCCCAGUGGUGGGUGGAUUUCAAGCUUUGCAAGGCGUUAUUGAUUCAAUCCUAAAGAAGUCCUGCAUUGAGAUCUUAGCUGCUGAGCCGUCCAGCGUCUGUGCAGGAGAGUCCUUCCAGGUGGUGGUAAAAGGAAACGGUUUCUACCAUGCCCGAAAUAUUGACCAAGUGCUCUGCAGCUUUAAACUCAAUGACAGCAUAACUAUAAAUGAAAAACCAACAGACAUACAGGAUACAUAUCUACUCUGUCCUGCCCCAGUAAUCGAGGAAGUGGGACAGGUGGUAUACCUGCAGGUCAGCAUGAACAUGGGUCUCACAUUCAUCUCCAGCUCUGUGAGCAUCACCAGCACCCACUGUAACACGGGAAUAAUUCUAUUCAUCGUCUUGCUGAUCCUAUUUAUUCUACUCCUCCUGGCUCUGCUCUGGUGGUUUUGGCCUCUUUGUUGCACUGUGGUUAUUAAAGAGCCCCCACCCCCUCCUCCUCCAGAACCAGAAUCUGAUGAUGAGGACGGAUUGCCUAAGAAGAAGUGGCCAACAGUGGAUGCCUCCUAUUAUGGAGGAAGAGGAGUAGGGGGCAUUAAGAGGAUGGAGGUAAGAUGGGGUGGCAAAGGUUCCACUGAAGAGGGUGCCAAGCUGGAGAAACCCAAAAAUGCAGUUAUUAAACUUCCAGAACAAGAAUAUGAACCCUGGGAACCAAAGGCAAAGAGACCCUCAGCACGCCGUGGCCCACAAGAGAGAAAAUGGUACAGUCCAAUCAAGGGCAAACUGGAUGCUAUUUGGGCACUGCUAAGAAGAGGCUAUGACCAAGUAUCCUUAAUGAGACCUCAGUCAGGAGAUAAGGGGCGUUGCAUUAAUUUCACCAGGGUUAAAGCGGAUGGAACCCAGACUAUCUAUAAACCACCUCCCAAAGCUGCAACACUAAACCAUUCUCCAAGUCAGCCUCCAAGUCAGCCUCCAAGUCAGCCUCCAAGUCAGCCUCCAAGUCAGCCUCCAAGUCAUCCACCCAGUGAAGCACCAAAGCAGCCUCCUCCACAAAGACAGCCCCCUCCAGGUCCUCCGCCAUCGCGAAUGCCUCCAGGACCACCACCGGCACGCCCACCUCCUGAGCCCAUGCUUUGAGUUCAUGUCACAACCUUCUGUAUGCUGGACUGUAUUCGAUCCUUUAAAAACAACUGCAUGGGAGUAGUAAAGAAGCAGAUCUGGGCUUAUGUUAAACACAAUUUUCAGUCUGUUUUCUGUAAAAUUCAAUCAGUUGAUAAUUUUAUUAAAGCCCACCUUUUUGAUAAAUUCUGUAUAUAUAAAGGUAAUGAAAUUAUCAAUGUUUGAUCAAUUUGUAUUACCUAUCUUGUGCUCUUAUCUGUAAACAGACUCUUAAAAGAUUGUUUGAAUGCUGGUUAAUGCACCAGAAACAGGUUUAUAAUUAAGGACUUAAUAUGUCCCCUUUUCAGCAUGUGAGUUCAUCGAAUUUCUGCUUCACUAGAGCUGCCCGUAUUUUUUUUUAAAAUGGAGCAAAAUAACUUAUCUGGCCUGUGCAGAGCCCUGUACUUACACCCAUUUAACCACAGUGGGAUAAAGUGGAAUGAUCACAUCAAACCAGGCCUGAACAUUAAACAUCAUGACCUCACUAACACUCUCAUGCCUGUAGAAGUAAUUCCCACUAACAAUAUUUUAACUCAUGAAAAGCUUUCCUAAGAGUAGACUCUAGCAGCAAAGCAAGGACCUACUUUAUUUUUUUUAUCCCUAGUUUGAGAGUGGAACAUUGGACAGAUAGGUGCCCAGAUAUCUUUGUUGUCAGGAAAUCUGUAAAUAUAUGAAUUGCAAUUUCCUUUCCAUAAACAACUAAGUCUUCACUUCCCAUCAAAAUAUGCAAAGACUGCCUUUCCUUAUGAGAGCAAUGAGUACUGUAUGAACCUUUUUCAAGCAUAAAGGAGAAUAGGUAAAGGAUACUAUUCAGAAAGUUGAUGAUUUCACUGCCCUUCCUACCCUCUUAUAUUUUCCAGAAAAGGAGAGUUGUAGUAUUAGCAACUCUAUUGCAUAAGUCUUUAUUUCAUCCUUGGGUGCUUUUAAGUUUGCCAAGAAGUACAUGUCUUCUUAACAGCCCAGAACUGCUUCUGUGUUCUCUUAGCAUGCAGUAGACGUUCACUCUUUUAGCUGCCAGUGGAGAUGUUGCAAACUAUAUAAGUGUAGUUGGUGUGACUUGGCAGCCAAAGGGGGUAUAUAUACUCAGUCUAUUUAUUUCUGUCCAUUAUGUUUAUUUUCUCAAGGAAAGGCAAAUGGAGUUUGUUGCUGGCCAGCAAAAUCUGCCCCAUUUGUGCUCAGGUGACAGCCUGACCUCAGUACAUUCCAUAUUCAGCAUUAUCAUUCUUACACAGUAUCAUGUAAAUUCUAUUGGAUAUGGAGUCUGUUUUCUGCUUCAAAAGCCUGGAGAUUUGGUGCUUGCAGAGGUGCUUAUUGUAGAUCAUGUAUGUGCAAUCACACUUGAGCCCAGUUUGAAGGUGCUAGUCCAGUCAAUUUUCAUGUCCUCCAUAUAUCAUUUUGACCCACUGAAGAACUGUGAACUAGGUAAAACCUUUAAUUUUAACAGCAGCCCAGAGACACAAGUAUUAAUAUAUAUGAUUUUAAGUACUUUUUGCAUUUAUGAGUGCCCUCUGCUAAAUAAUAUGCAGAAUGCAGGGUUCAGGUCUUUGGAAUUGAUGUUUGCCAGUUAAAAUGCUUUCAGGAACUUGAUUAGCAGAUUGUAAACUUUGACUCAAGCUCAGUUCUUUGACAAAAAUUGGUGCUUUCAUUGUGUUUAAAAAUAGCUUUUUGAAACACCAAUUAGUAAGACGACAAGGGCAAGAUUUGGGCUUUAAGGGCUUGGUGUUUUUCAGAAACUGAUAGGUUUUGAAAUGUUUACUUCCCUUAAACCCUAAUUGUUUUUAUGAACCCCAUCAAGAACCACCUGUCAUCUGUAAUAACAGAAUGCCAUAAAUGGUAAGGUAGACUGUGAUUUACACUUCUACUUAUGUCUCAAAGCUUUAAGAUAUUUGAUGUGUGACCUACAUAAACCCAUCUUAUAUAAAAAGUGUAGGUUAUUGUGAAUUAAGUUUGUCCGGAACUGAUGCUCUAUAAAACUACAUCUAGAAAACAAGUAAAAGUUUCAUAUCACCUGGUCUCAUCAA
Molecule: messenger RNA, 3838 nt
Organism: Rana temporaria (common frog)
Lineage: Eukaryota; Metazoa; Chordata; Amphibia; Anura; Ranidae
Gene: ANTXRL
Product: ANTXR like
Exons: 18
Coding region: 111-1796 (561 amino acids)
Cellular component (GO): membrane
Molecular function (GO): signaling receptor activity
Source: RefSeq, a predicted model, not a curated record